Molecule: messenger RNA, 905 nt
Organism: Amborella trichopoda
Lineage: Eukaryota; Viridiplantae; Streptophyta; Magnoliopsida; Amborellales; Amborellaceae
Source: RefSeq, a predicted model, not a curated record
GGAAGCCAUCACAAAAUAAAAUUUAAAAGUAAAAGACCUGAGGCAUAGAUCUUUGUUUUUGCAUUGAAUUUAGGCUUCUCUGGGCUCUCUCUCCAUACAGGCACAGCCAAUAGAAGGGAAGGGCCCAUUGAAGAAGAAUGGACUCAAAGUUUGUUUGGGCUGUUGUCUCUGUCGUCAUUGUUGUUAUGCAUAAUAUGCAGCCGGCAGCGGCCUUGACUCACAUUGUUGGAGGAAGCUUUGGGUGGAAAAUCCCACCAAACAAUACCUUCUAUGAUCAAUGGGCUAAAACUCAUACCUUCAACCUCAACGAUAAAUUGGUGUUUUUGUACACAACAGGCGUGCACAAUGUGCUAGAUGUGAGCAAGGCAGACUACAAGGGGUGCACCCAAGUCUCAAAUGUGAAUCAACAUUACAUAGGGCCCACAACAGUGGAGCUCACCACACCCGGGACUCACUACUUCUACUGUGGUAUCGGGAUGCACUGCGAAGCAGGCCAGAAGCUUAAAAUCAGUAUUGGCACCAGUGAUGAUAAUGCCUAUGCACUUGCCCCUUCAGGACGCCAAGGCAGUAGUGGUCCUUCUUCUUCAAUAGAAGAUCCCACCACUCCUGAACACAAGGGAACAACCUCCUCCGCACACCGUGUUCACUUUUCCGGUGCAGUACUAACCUUUUUUUGCUCAGUGAUCUAUCUAAUGGCCUAAUCUAAUUUGGCUGCGAUAUGGGAGGCAUGGUUGCUGUACAUUCUGCAAAAUGUUUUCCUAAGUCAUUGGUGCAGGGUUGAGACUAGCCAGUGCAAGUUUUCUUUGGAAAAUUUAAUUUGUGAUCUUUUAGAGACAUUUGAUUUAUUUAUUCUUUGUGAGAGUGUGUUAUUUGGAGUGUUCACAUUAAAUAUGCUCAUUUUGCUA